UUCAAUUGAAAGAUCAAUUCAUAAACGAUUAACUGGGCCGACGAUGACAACGAUGAUGACAUCGGCAAUGAUACUAACAACUUAUUACAUAAAUGACGAAAUUACUUUUCUCCUAUACAGACCAUGGCUUAUCAGGAAUCGGUUUUUACGCGGGAGCUGGGGCGUGUACUAGAGACUUGUAGCUACAGAUUUAUUGAUCUAACACAAACUGGCUGGUGCUUAUUCAGACUCAAAAUACAUCACACCAUUACCUGUAAAACGACAUAGGUCGAAAUCACGCACCAAUUAAUGCAUUCAAUAAAAAAUAAUUGAACUUAGAAAUGGAUCUCGUCACCCUGGUCGCCAUGGUGACGAGAGUACUGCAAUAGUAUAACAUAGUCCAGUGAUUUCUAAAGUAGCUUAAAAUGUGAUGUUUGUUUAUGAAUAUUGAUGCUAAGUGUUUAUACACAAGUGCAUCCUGUUUGUCCAAUCAAUUUCCUAAUCAGUGUUUACCUGUUCGAUAACAGGUAACCCGUGCUGUGUUGUCAAUAAACACAUGAAUAGAACUAUUGGAUUUCGUUAAUCCGUCUGGUAUAACAACUAGUGGGGAGUAUUCCUGGUAGAACAGAAUUACACAAUCAGAGAUCCGGCAAGUGGACAUUUUAUUUACAGACGGUGUCGAUGGUUCUGAUUCAGCCGUUGAUCUUUUUCUUGUUAACUUUCAGGUUGUGUGAGCUAACUCUACGCAAAUCUGAAUCCAAUACGGAUUCGUUAGAUAACGGUGUAUUGGAGAUGUACAUGAGAGCUAUCGGGAGAGAACUCAGAACUUACUGUCAUAACCCUACACUGAUCGCUAACUAGCAUGGCUGGACGACAGGAAGGGAAUCGCGCGCUAUAUGGCCUUUUAAAGAACACUCGCUGUUAUUUAUGUCGUAACGAUUUCACUGACCCACGUGAGCUGGACUGUUGUCAUGUCUACUGUAAGUCCUGUCUGGACGGGUACAUCAACUCUGUCUGUCCUGACGGGACGAUUGACUGUCCGUUGUGUGAUACGGCCACUCGCACGCCACAACGGGGCGCUGAGGGCAUCAAGAGAAACCUGUACCUGAAUCUGUCGACAUCCACUGUAGGUAUUAUCUGUGACGUAUGUAAUGACGACAAAAACGCGACAGGAAGAUGUGUCGAGUGCGCGCAAGAUUUUUGCGACACAUGUUUUGAAUAUCAUAACAACAUUAAGACGACUCGUGAACACCACAUUGCGACGAUCAGCAAGGACCACCUCCAAGGAAAGUUGACACGAGAUGUUUACUGUGAUAUUCACGUGGAUGAGAAGAAGACAUAUUAUUGUAUCGACUGUGAAAAGCUUGUAUGUCAGCACUGCAAUAUGACGAAACAUAAGCUACAUACGUCCCGAGUUGCAACGGAAAUGUCCGACAAAUUCCGUGAACAACUUGCGAGGCUGUUAGAAUCUGAAGACUUCGCCAAUCAUUUGUUUUGGAUGAACGAUAGAAAAACAGAAGCAAUACAACAAAUCAAGAGACUGGAGACUCUAGAGGAAGUGGCGAUGAGGGAAAUAAACAACCAUGCCAAAGUAUGGCACGCGCUGGUCGAGGAUACGAAGACGUUUAUGUUGAAGCAAGUCCGGGAAGACUCCCGGAAAGACAUAGCUCCCGUCAAAAACAUCGGUAGAAAAUUGGAAAACAACAUACAGUCCUUCGCCAAUAUAUACCUUGUAUCUCAGGCGGCUGUCAAACAGUCAGAUGACGUGGAAAUCGUAGAAGGCGGGCUGAAGUUACAAAGGAAACUGACAAGUUUAAAGCUAGAUGGACCGGUCCAAUCUUUACCGAAGAAUCAAGGAAUUCAAUUUAAUCCAAAAGUGAUGACUUUGGAAGAAUUCCUGCCUUCGUUUGGACUUUUAGGACCGGCAGUCCCUCAAAAGCCAAAAGCACGUCUAAUAUCCCAAUUCUGCACGAAGACGGCUGGUGCCCCAGUCUCCGCUAUCUCGUACGUCGCGGACGGUCGUGCCUGGGUCAUAGAAGGGAUAGACGGCAUCAUUCAGCUGUAUGACAGCAAGGGGAGGGUCCAUCAGAAGUUAAACUUGAACCUUCCCGCGGACGAUAUCAUCUGUGGGCCGGACAACAAGAAAUAUGUAUCUUGUAACUCUGCGAGACAAAUUGUGAUGGUGGACGACACCUCUAAAAACUUCUCUUUUGACUUACACGGAUUUGUGUUCUAGGGGAAUCGCGUAUGACCAAAACGAAGG
Molecule: messenger RNA, 2242 nt
Organism: Pecten maximus
Lineage: Eukaryota; Metazoa; Mollusca; Bivalvia; Pectinida; Pectinidae
Product: E3 ubiquitin-protein ligase TRIM33-like
Exons: 1
Coding region: 842-2215 (457 amino acids)
Molecular function (GO): zinc ion binding
Source: RefSeq, a predicted model, not a curated record